This is a messenger RNA of Papaver somniferum (opium poppy), 822 nucleotides long. RefSeq names its product S-norcoclaurine synthase 2-like. Gene Ontology annotation, cellular component: nucleus; cytoplasm. NCBI's taxonomy places the organism in Eukaryota, Viridiplantae, Streptophyta, Magnoliopsida, Ranunculales, Papaveraceae. Gene Ontology annotation, biological process: abscisic acid-activated signaling pathway; defense response. The transcript is spliced from 2 exons. Bases 36 to 530 code for a protein of 164 amino acids. The record is from RefSeq and is a predicted model, not a curated record. Gene Ontology annotation, molecular function: protein phosphatase inhibitor activity; signaling receptor activity; abscisic acid binding.
AGGUCAGUUUCUAGGAAAUAUAUUGAUCAAGGAAAAUGAGGUAUGAGUUUAUGAAUGAAAUCGAGGUUGAUGCCUCAGCAGAUGAAGUUUGGGCAAUAUAUAGCGAUCCUAAUUUCUGUAAGCUAGUUGUGCAAAUACUUUCAGGUAUUCUGGAAAGCAAAGAUGUCGUGGAAGGUGACGGUCGUAAUGUCCGUAGUAUUCUGCGCGUUGUGUUCCUUCCUGGACAUGUUCCAGGGAUGUACAAGGAGAAAUUUGUCACCAUCGACAACGAGAAGCGUCUUAAGGAGAUACAAAUGAUCGAAGGAGGGUACUUGGAAAUGAGGUUUACAUUCUGCAUGCUAAGCUUCGAAAUUCUUGCAAAAGAAAGCAAUCUAUGUGUCAUCAAAACAGUUACAAAAUAUGAAAUCAGUGAUGAACUCGCUACUGGUGUUACUGCUCAUCUUAACAACUCCCUGGAUACAUUGGUCACUUUGGCUCGAGGGGUUUCGGGACAUAUCUCACAGCAGAAAACAGGCAGUAUAGCUAAUUAACUGGCCUACAUGCUCUUCGUAUGCAUGUGAUAUUAGCAGUCAUCGGUCAUCACCGGUUCACCAAACGACUUCGCCAUCUUACUUGGGAAGCAUAUUUGUAUCAAGAAAAUAAAAGUUCCAUGUGUAUAUAUGUAUAAGUACUACGGCUCAACCUGUACCGUAACGGCACGGGCAUAGUUUUUAUUUAGUUAUGCAUUUUCUUAUGCAUGGAUAUUAAAUAUAAUAUUUAUUAAUUAUUAAGUUUGUCUUCUUAUCAUGAUAAAGGUAAAGGAAAAACAAAUAAAUAUUUCUA